GGGUGGUAGUUGAGGCCUGCCUUGUUAGUCGUGGUGGUGAUAGCUAAAGGAAGGCGCAUUUUUGAUCUGUUAUAUAAGGUAGAUAAGUAAUAAAUAAAGAAAAGGCAAAGUCCCGGCCGGUAACCUGGACUUUAAUUUUAUUGAUGUAAAUUUUUCUCGAGAUUGAUAAUUGCCAUUUUCCCCCUUAGGUAAUUACGUAUUAUAAAGGCUAUUGUAUAAUAAUAUAGCUAUUAAUAGCGAGGCUGAAAUUGUGAGGUUAAGGCUCGGGGGGAAAAAGGCACGAUACGGGCAGGCAGGCACACCCGGCCGCACCACCGGCGCCGGGAAAGCGGCCUUGCGUAACGUCACGCGAAUUAUCACGUAGGCGGGAUUACGUGGUCGGAAUCACGUAUAUAAGGCCCGCACCUCCCCGGCUCUCCUUCCAGGCUCUCCUUCCCUCCCCUCUCUCUCUUCCAAAGCACCCGCGUCCGCACCCCGCAACGCCGAAAAAAAGCUCGCAACACCCGACUCGCACCAGUCGAAUAACCUCACCUGCCGUACCACCUAUCGCGACAAAGGCCACAACACCACCACAUCACCACCGCACCGCCUAUCACAAUACCGGCUACACUGCCUGCUACAUCGCCUAACACCACCACACCGCCUGCCACAAUACCGGCUGCACCACCCGGCGGAAUGGCGGCAAUGGACAAAGUGGUGGCCUCGGAGGACCUCGCCGCCCUGUCGAAAUUGGCCAAGUUGGCCGCCUUAGCCGCCGCCGCCGCCCUAGUCGCCUUUGUCGUCCUUGUCGAGCUCGUCGUCCUCGCCGCCCUGGCAAUCCUGGCCACUUUGGCCACGGUGGUCAGCCUGGUCGUCAAGGCGGCCAUCGGCUUGCUUACCGCCUUGAUCGGCCUCGUCGUCCGCGCCACCGGCGCUACCUUAAACGCCCUAGUAAAGUUGUUCGGUUUGAUCGAGGAAAUAGCUCAGAGGGGGGGGCGUCAAGCUCGGUGGGAGGGAUGGGUUUGGGAUUUGUUAUGGGGUCAAAUGUGGUUUUCUUUUCGAGUUAAUUGUAAUCUCGAAAUAAUUGUCAUCAGCGUUUUUAGCAAUUACCAUAAUAAUCAACCCUGACAGCCCUCGAAAAAAAACACCGCUUUUGGUAAUCUCGCGUUACACUCUACGUUCGCAUGCUAAUAUAUAUUUCGUAAUUUUCCCCUAAA
Daldinia loculata is the source of this 1196-nucleotide messenger RNA. RefSeq lists its product as uncharacterized. The record is from RefSeq and is a predicted model, not a curated record. The transcript has a single exon. NCBI's taxonomy places the organism in Eukaryota, Fungi, Ascomycota, Sordariomycetes, Xylariales, Hypoxylaceae. The coding region runs from base 676 to 1107 and encodes 143 amino acids.